Messenger RNA from Penicillium cataractarum, 1656 nucleotides. RefSeq names its product fungal specific transcription factor domain-containing protein. Gene Ontology annotation, biological process: DNA-templated transcription. The transcript has a single exon. NCBI's taxonomy places the organism in Eukaryota, Fungi, Ascomycota, Eurotiomycetes, Eurotiales, Aspergillaceae. The coding region runs from base 1 to 1656 and encodes 551 amino acids. Gene Ontology annotation, cellular component: nucleus. Gene Ontology annotation, molecular function: DNA binding; zinc ion binding. The record is from RefSeq and is a predicted model, not a curated record.
AUGAAGCGAUUGAAAUCGCCCGAGAAACUGGCUCAGGAGAAAUCUGGGCUUGUCUAUAUUAUGUGCGCGUUGGCCGCACCUUUCUACUACGCCGAGAAGCUCUACCCUAGCAAUGAUGGACUCAAGAGUAAUGUGCAGUACUUUGAUGCAGGCAGAGGCUGGGCUGAGGCUGCGAGACACUGUCUCUUUACGGGAUUUGGAGACAUGGGAAUUGAGAGCAUAAUGACUGAAGUCUUGCUCCACGAGUACUACCUUCGGGUGGGAGAGUAUGCCAAGGGAUUCAUGGUAUCGGGACAGAUUACUCGACAUCUUCAGGUUGUCCAGCUUAAUAUGGAGCGGGACUCGGACGUAUUGUGUCAAAGAAGCCCAGCAUCCUGUCAUGUCAAAGAGAGUCGGAGAAGGCUUGCAUGGGCAUGUUAUCUACUGGAUUCAUUGAUUGAAUGUGGAAUCGAUCAACUCCGCCUGAUCCCAUACCACGACAUCCAGGUUCAACUUCCUUGUUCAGAGGAGCUAUUCAUCACCAAUACGCCCUGCAUUACUGAGAUGCUGCCUCUAGGCAAACUGCUUCCAGGGAUUACCCCGACACCUGGUAUCAAUUUUGCGGCACAUCUCGACCUCCGGGCUUACUACCUGCGUGCUACCAGCAUUCGAUCCAAACUUCUCAAAUAUGUCAAGCACUUGGAAGGAGAAGUACCUUGGGCGGCAGACAACAAUUCACGGUUUGCCCAGCUCGAUCACGAACUAAGAGACCUCGAGGCCUCGAUCCCUGAGACCAUGAGAAUUUCAGCCGAAAAUAUGUACCUGUUCAAAGGCUCCGGCAGGCUGAAUCUGUACUUUGGCUUGCACAUCCUCAUAUCUCAAAACUUCCACGAUCUGUACCGUGUGGGUGUUUCCAACCUCGUCUUCCCCAACACCGCGACAAGUUGGAUUCGCGAAAACGCCCCAGAAGACUUCAUCAGGCGUUGUCACCUUGUAUGCGCCACCAAAUCCGCCUACAUUGCUUCCCUCCUGAGCGAUCUGUGGAACUGCCAUAAACCCAGCCUCAUCGACUGGCCAUACGCGAUGCACACACAAGUCUGCAACAGCGUCAUUGUCACGACUCUCAUCUCAUGGGGCCGCCCUGAACCUCUCAUCCCGCAAUUUUCCUACCUCGACUACCAAGCCAUGCUGCAAAAGAACGUAGUUAUUUUGCAGUACCUUCAGCGCUUCAUGAAGGUCAGCAUGUACUGCGAAUCAGCUGUCCAAGCCCUGAAAAGAUUCAACGCGCUAUUCGUCCCAGACUCACCAGAUUUCGUGAACUCGUCCACAAACGCCUUGCUAUCUGCUAAUCAAUGUAACACUUCCAAUCCAUCGUCACUUGAAUACAUCCUGAAUCCAUUGGGCACGUAUCCCAUGGCACGGAAACAGGCUCAGACGCAGGAUACGUCUACGCCGGAUGAGACAGAGGAUGAUACGCCGACGCCGCAACUGGCCAAAGUUGAGGCUCCAAUGAUUGCUCCCGCCAUGAACUUGGGUGGCUGCCCCAGUCCGGGUGGUAUCUUUUCUGGUCAUUUCUUAGAUUGGGAGGCGGAUAUGUCUAUUUUACCGGGGUUGGGUUAUCCCACAUUCCUCGAUCAGUUUCCUAUGGAAGCACCGAGGGACAUGAACAUGCCCUGA